Messenger RNA from Anolis carolinensis (green anole), 3879 nucleotides. It is a transcript of the gene ada2, whose product is annotated as adenosine deaminase 2. The transcript has 10 exons. Gene Ontology annotation, molecular function: adenosine deaminase activity. NCBI's taxonomy places the organism in Eukaryota, Metazoa, Chordata, Lepidosauria, Squamata, Anolidae. The coding region runs from base 234 to 1814 and encodes 526 amino acids. Gene Ontology annotation, biological process: adenosine catabolic process; inosine biosynthetic process. The record is from RefSeq and is a predicted model, not a curated record.
CAAUGAAUCAGCAUCUUAAUCACAAAGAUCAUUGGUUUAGACUAGGCACAUUUCUGAUGCAGGAACGGAAACUGGUUGGGUAAAGCUUGUUCUUUACAAUGCUUUCUUAACACCAGCCAAACCUGCCUGUAUGUUUGUAACUGGGUUCCAGCUUUUUGUGUGUGAAAAAGCCCUGAUGAUGUGCUGAGCUCUGGAUUUAAGAAAGGAGAAGCCUGCAAUAUACCUCUCAAACAAUGACCCAGGUCACUCAAAUGGGCUGGCAAGUGAUCCUCAUUUUCAGCUGGGUUUCUCUUUGCUUCCCCCUUCCAUUUCAAAAUGACAGAAACUCCCUAAUAGAAGAGGAAAAUGCCCGCCGUAUGGGUGGCAACCUUGUGCUGGGAAAAACAGAAGUGGAGGCCAACAAAAAGCUGAUGCAACUCAAGAAAAUGGAAGUGGCUAAAGCUAUGCAGACAGGGCUGUUUCCACCCAGCAUUCAUUUCUUCAAAGCUAAGCCCCUCAUUGAUCAAAGUACUGUGUUCAGCAUCUUAAAAAAGAUGCCAAAAGGUGGUGCUUUACAUCUGCAUGACUAUGCUAUCCUGAGUGUCACCUGGCUAGUGUACAAUGCCAGCUAUCUGCCUGAUUGUUACAUUUCUUUCUGCUCUUUGUGGACUGUCCAGUUCAAGUUCUCCAGUCCUCUUCCUCCCAUGGAGGCGCCACCAGGUUGCACAGAGUGGGUGCUACUAAAGACCUAUCGCAAGAAUCUGAAUAAUGUGACUCAGUUUGAUAAUAGCUUGUUGAGAAACCUAACACUAGUAACAGACUCCCCAGAGGUGAUGUAUCCUUCUCAGGCUUCCAUUUGGGAAAAAUUUGAAAGCAUCUUCAUUGCUGCUGGUGGUCUUAUCAGCUAUGCACCUGUAUUCAAGGCCUAUUUUUAUCAAGCACUCCUGGAGUUCUAUGAAGACAAUGUACAGUAUAUUGAAAUAAGAGCUUUAUUGCUACCGGUAUAUGAAUUGGAUGGAAGCACACAUGACAAAUUUUGGUCUGUGGCAGCUUAUGAAGAAGUGACCAAGCAGUUUGUAAAGGACCAUCCUGAUUUUGUGGGUGCAAAGAUUAUAUACUCAACGCACAGAAAACAGAACGUCCAUCAGAUUAAAAAAGCUGUCUCUACAGCCAUUGCACUGAGAACUAAGUUCCCAAAAACUGUGGCAGGAUUUGAUUUGGUUGGCUGGGAAGAUGGAGGACACUCUCUCUUGGAGUUGAAGGAUGCCUUGACUUUUCCACAGGUUUUAAAAGAAAAAUUGCCAUACUUUUUUCAUGCUGGUGAGACAGACUGGGCGGGCACCUCUGUGGAUAAAAAUGUAUUGGAUGCUCUGCUUCUGAACACCAGCCGGAUUGGCCAUGGUUUUGCCCUUGCGAAACAUCUGGCAGCUAGGAAUUUGGCUUUGAAGAUGGAUACGCCUAUAGAAGUAUGCCCUAUUUCUAACCAGGUAUUGAUGCUAGUAUCCGAUCUGAGGAAUCAUCCUGCUGCAAUCCUAAUGUCAGAGGGUCAACGUAUUGUGGUUGCUUCUGAUGAUCCGUCAAUCUUUGGUGUAAAGGGGGUGUCAUAUGACUUCUAUGAGAUGUUUAUGGGGGUUGGAGGGAUGGAUGCGGAUCUGAGGACUUUGAAACAAUUGGCACUAAACUCUCUAAAUUACAGCACUUUGCUACCUAAGGAGAGAGAUGAAGCUCUGAAGAUCUGGCAAAAAAAGUGGGACCGGUUUGUAGCUGAGGUCUCUGGUGUUAUUCCAAAAGUAGCGCAAGACAUUGUGGAACCAGUUGAUAACUCUUGUUAUUAAGAAGCAAGAGACUACAACAAGCUAAGGUACAACAGCAAUCUUUCAACCUGAUACCUUGAUCAUAAGAUUGCUAAAAGCAAGAGACUCCUAGACAUCUUCUCCAACCCAUUCCUAACCAGGCUCCUUGGUAUACAGAGACCCUUGGGAAACUGAAAUGGGAAGGAUGACAACUAGAGCACAGGUGGCAAAACCCCCCGAUUUCUAUGUGACAAGACAUGAUAUAGAGGACAUCUUUGUUCCUAUAAGGUGGCAAUAUUUGCAAGAAGAAAGUUUUCUUCUCUGCACAUAUAGCGUCUACGGAUUCACAUCCGACUAAGAUGUUCAGUGUGUUGAGAGAUUUAAGUUAGGAGCCUUCCGCUCUAAACUUGCCUCUACAGCCUUCAGUUGCUCACUGUGAUGCCUUUUCAUAACCAUUUUGUAGUUAAAAUCUCAGCAAAACAGCAAACUUAGAUGCUGUCAUUGGAGCGUUUUUAUCUUUAUUCUUUGUUUUUUAAGAUAUGUUUUUUUAUGAUCCUUUGUUUUAUCCAUGUAUUUUAACAAUGUUACACCCCACCUCGAGCCAUGAAGAGAGGCGGAUAACAAAUAACAUUUAUUAUUGUUGUUAUUUUACUGUCCCUUGUCCAUUUUGGUUCCUCAACGAAGAACUCUUAAUUAUGCUGCAAAUUCUCAGAAUGAUUGAGGUCAAAAUACACUCCUUAAAGGUGGAAUUAGGCAUGCUUGAACUCCAUCAAUUGUUGGAGUCUUCCUAGGCCCCUUCUACACUGCUGCAUAACCCUGGUUAUCAAAGCAGAACUCCACAUUAUCUGCUUUGAACUGGAUUAUCUGAGUCUACAUUGCCAUAUAAUCCAGUUUAUCAUGACAAAAGCGAACAUACUUCAAGUCGCUUCUGGUGUGCGAGAAUUGGCUGCUGUCCAGGGGAUGCCUAGGAGGCUUCUCUCAUGUCGUAAGAUAGGGCUGACAGACAGGAGCUCACCCUGUCUCGCGAAUUUGAAUCCAGUUCAAAGCAGGUAAUCUAGAUUUUAUAUGGCAGUGUAGAAAGGGUCCCUAAACACUUCUUGUCACCUAUGGAUCAUAGUGCAAACUAGACAUUGGCCUCAAUUACUAAUGGCAUGUGAUUGUACUUUAUGUGCCAUAGCAGUUGGGGGAAAAGCCAGAAAUCCCUCUCUCAGGUUGGAAUGGUAUUACGUACUCAGGUUUGUAGUGCUGAUUACUAGUUAUCAAUGUUUUAAGAGACAUCAUGUAUGUAGUCUGUAAUCCUUUGCCAUGUGAAUUUUAAAAUUAUUAUUUCUUUAAAAAAUCAAGAAUAUUGCAAUUAUCAGAAAAAUCAAUAAAUUAGCAAUAUUUGAAGCUUGAAAUUAGCUUCAUUUAGAAUUGACUUUAAACUUCCAACAACAAAAAGUUACACAAAUUGGUUUUCAACUGUUUCAAACUUAAAACCAUACCAGCAGAGAGAUAUAUACUAAAUCAAUAAAUACAGCCACUUGGAGGACAGUGUUGUGUCGUACACCCUGUUUGGAUAUGAAAAUCUUUAGGGCAGCUUCUUCUCUGUGCCAUCAGAGGUCCAAACCAUUGCAGUGGCACAAUGGGGUAAACCCUUGUAUCAGCUGAACUGCUGACCUGAAGGUCAGCGGUUCAAAUCCCCAAGAAGGGAUGAGCUCCCGUCUGUCAGCCCCAGCUUCCCAUGUGGGGACAUGAGAGAAGCCUCCCAUAGGAUGGUAACACAUUGCGGCAUAUGUUCUCAAUUUGCCUCUGACACAAUAAAAAAAAUCAGAGGUCCAACAGCAACAUUAGGAACAGAAAUGCAAAAGGCAGUUUUGUUGGCUUGUAUUUUUUCUGUUUUUUUAAAAUAUUGUUUGUAAUCUAAUAAAGAUUGUUACUUGCUUUUGGUAUUUGUUUUUGAGAUAUCACUAGAACAUCAUGACAAAAAUAAAUAAAUAACAAUUACAAGCAUUAUUAGCAUGCUAGCUCUAAUAUAGUUUCAGAGAAUAUCCUGAUUGGCUGAAAUGUAAACCAUGUUUGAGUCUAGAAAUUAAAUGCUUACUCCAAAUAAAUUUUCUUAAAUUUC